UUUCCCCUGCUAUUCAGAUACUCAGAUUGCGAACGUACGUGAAAAGUGAAAAGGCGAAGGAGAAAUGGGCGCUAGUACCACAUCUAUAAUGUGGCGCUUUUUGUUAUCCUACCGUCCAAUUGGCGUGUAUAGUGCCAUUCCUCAUCCUACCUACGUCUUUGUCUUUCAUCGACAUGUUUGUUUACUGGCUCGACAUCACAGCGAGCUCUGUGUUGGACUUGCUGUGGUAUCUGGUAGUUUCCUCGCCUCCUCUAACGUCUCCAGAUAGUCCAGCAGAGGAAAAGCCUCUUUCUCCUCAGUAUCCUCAGUCUCCUCCCCAGUGUAUUCACAUUGAACACUCUACCCCGCCCCUAUACGCACUGGUUAUUGGCAUCGACAAGUACCUUUCGGACAACAUCAGCAAUCUGCAUGGUGCUGUUGCUGAUGCUGACGCUGUCGACAUUUUUUUACACGAGACUCUCGGCGUUCCGGAGCAUCGAAUUAAGAAUAUUCGCAACGAGAAUGCAACGAGAGCUACUAUCGAGACGGAGAUUAAGAGGCUUGGGGACAAUUCAGCAAUCAAAAAGGACGACCCGAUUCUCAUCUACUACGCAGGGCAUGGAGCCGAAGCGAACGCCCCGUCCGAAUGGCCCACCGACAACGGGAAGAUACAAAUGCUGGUUCCACACGACUUUGAACCCAGGGGGUCGAGCGACUCCAAGCGAGGUCAAGGAGUACUAGAUAUGAGGCUCUCUCAUCUUCUCGCAGACCUCGCUAUGAAAAAGUCAGACAACAUUACUGUCAUUCUUGAUUGUUGUCACUCUGGCUCGGGAACGCGAACAGUCAAUCAUGAUCCGACCUUCGCCGUACGCGGGAUCGAGCUCCCAGAGACCUACACUAUCCCUCGAGGCCUCUUCCAUCAUGACGUUUCGCAUUACAAGUCUCGGUCGAGUUCCACUGCACAGGGAUUCGAGAGGACAGGUCUAUCAUCACACAUGCUCCUUUCAGCAUGUAAGCAGGGGCAAGAAGCCAGAGAGGCAGAUGGACAUGGCGCCUUUACUUCAGCGUUGUUGAGUUUGCUGAAGAAAAGCGGCGUCGACAAGCUUACUUACAAAGACGUAAUAACCCAUCUACCCGAUCUUCCCGCACAGAAUCCGCAGUGCGAAGGUGUCAACCAAUUCCGACGCCUUUUCAAUUCCAAAGUAGCCAGCCCGCAACGCAAACUAUAUGGCAUCCGCGUAUCCCGCUGCGGCCGGUACGUUUUGGAAGCUGGCUCGGUCCAUGGGAUCACAAAGAACGCCGAGUUCGCUGUGUUUGCUGAUAGAACCAUGGUAUCUGAGCUUGGAACUGUCGUUGCUUCAAGGAUCACCGCUUUCACCACCACGUGCGAUUUCCACCCGCGGGGCAAUGAAACUCCCUUCUUCCUAGCUCAUCCAGGAUUUGCCUUGCAGACUCGAGUCGGCGAGGGACAUGAUGUUCGUCUUUUCAUCGAGCCGGUCCGAAUGUUAUUCGGUGUCUUGAGGCGGAUAGGCGCGGAGAUGCAAAAUGGCGAAGCACGACAGAGGAGAUUGCAUUUGGUGGAGAGCCGAAACGAUCAUCCCGAUCUAGCGGUUUCUGCGCAUGGUGAUGUUGUCCAUUUCGAGAUCAUGGACAAGCUCUGUCGACAACAUGGGCUAACACGCAUGCCAUUCAAAGUCAAAAUCGAUGAUUCAGACACUAUCCACCGCAUUCUUCGAUGCUCUGCUCAUUUUUACUGGCACCUUCACCAGUCUAGCCAAGGAAGUCCUCUCGCCGGAAAGGUCACAGUCGAGUGUAUGAAGUUGCAAGAAAUCAGAGACUUCAUGGGUGGUUCCGACAAGGUUUUGAUGCCUGACCCCCAUGGCCAUAAUCUGAACAUCGGAGGUGUGAUUGUAGUCAAUGUCGAUGAGAAGGCAAUGUAUGGAUUCAAGAUUACCAAUACCGCGUCGGUGUGUCUUUAUGUUUCGAUGUUCUAUUUUGAUGUCAGUGAUUUGAAAAUCGUUCCGUACUAUCAACCUGGAAGUGCAAAAGACGGCGCCGUUGAUGUUUCUCUUCCUCCUGGAGAAUCGUUGACCGUCGGGUACGGUGCGAGUGGGACUGUUCCGCAUACGUACACACUAAAGAAGGGACAAGAUGUUGAUGUUGGCUUCUUGAAGCUCUUUUUCUCAACGGAGUACAAGGACUUGUCGGGCAUUACCCAAAGCUCGCCUUUCGGUGACAGUCGCAAGAGCGAUCCAGUUCCGGAGAAGAAGAGGUAUGUGGGGGACACAAUGUGUAUUGCAGUUGUCCAGAAACAUGGAGAGGGUCCCUCACGAUGCCGGGACAGGGGUUGGGAUCAUCAUCACCAUCAUCAUCAUCAUCAUUUUACAUAGCCUGGUCUGCUGUAGAAACGGCCGUGGCAUACAAGUACAAUUUCCGGGGUGCGACAAUCAACGGUGAUGCUCGCGUCAGUUAUUUCUAUUGCUUUAGAUUUUUCAGUGUUUGAUACUACUGAGUCUACAUGCACCAUGGCCAGGUAGUCAUGCUAUCGUUACAACCGUUAUGAACAAAUAGACGAGUACAGUUCGUAUUCUUAGUUUCGUACAUAGCCUUCCACGAGCUUACUUUCUAGCCUUCAUGAUCGAUCUUCCAGCUUAGCUUCUUCAUUGUUUAGCUUGGUUAUACAGAAUCAGAGUGUGAAGAUAUGUGCAAGGUGAAAGGCCAAUGGCACUCUUCUACCAUACAUU
This is a messenger RNA of Guyanagaster necrorhizus, 2723 nucleotides long. RefSeq lists its product as uncharacterized. The coding region runs from base 174 to 2369 and encodes 731 amino acids. The record is from RefSeq and is a predicted model, not a curated record. Gene Ontology annotation, molecular function: cysteine-type endopeptidase activity. Lineage: Eukaryota; Fungi; Basidiomycota; Agaricomycetes; Agaricales; Physalacriaceae. The transcript is spliced from 8 exons. Gene Ontology annotation, cellular component: cytoplasm. Gene Ontology annotation, biological process: proteolysis.